This is a messenger RNA of Prosopis cineraria, 812 nucleotides long. RefSeq lists its product as uncharacterized. NCBI's taxonomy places the organism in Eukaryota, Viridiplantae, Streptophyta, Magnoliopsida, Fabales, Fabaceae. The record is from RefSeq and is a predicted model, not a curated record. Bases 265 to 567 code for a protein of 100 amino acids. The transcript has 2 exons.
GAUUGUUUUCUUACGACAAGGAAUCGAAUCCGAAGUAUUCAAGACGCGCGCUAAAAUAGAAGUCAAACACAAUUACACGUACACGUAAUGCGAGUCGUGGCCAACAUGUUGACCCAGUAAAAGACAUGGUCAACAUUGGUCAUCGAUCGACUACGUCUCAAUUUUACCCUGCCAGCUGCCAGGUAUAUCCAUGAGAUUUAGUAUGUUGCGCAUGCACGGAUAAGAGAAUUAAUUAUACUAUACUCUGAGCUCUAGCAAAUAAGGAUGGAACCAGUUUUCGUGGCAUUUAUCGUCGCGACUGUCUGCUUAUUCACCUUUACCUUGCUAUUUGGAAUAUUCUGCCGAGGAAGCCAACUCCGGCCAACAGCAGGCGGCGGCGGCGGUAUUGAUCUUCAGCAGCAUCAUCACAGUCAUCUUUUUCAUGGUGGACUGAAUAUAGAUGUUGGGGCUACUGCAGCCAGCGGAGUUGCUGGAUGUGAUAUUGGUAGUGGUGGAGGAGGAGGAGGAGGAGGUGGUGGUGGAGGAGGAUGUGAUGUUGGUGGCGGCGGCGGCGCUAGUGCUUGUUAAACAAACUCCAUUUCACAAUGAAGUCAAAGCUAUUUUACCCCACGAUUUCAAAAUUUUGAAAUUGAUAAAGUGAAUUAUGCAUCAGAUUUUCAAUCUUGGUUGUGAAUAGUUAAUUAAGACGACUGGAAUCCUUAUUAUGGUGCAUAAGUGCAGAGAACAUUCAUAUUUUUUUUUUGCCUGAAUUGUUAUUUAUUUCAUUGUGAUUCAUGGUGAUGUUGUCUGUAUUUUCAGGUACUUUCAAUGAG